AUUUUCGGAGGCUAAACGGCUGGUCCGCCGUUUCUCUGCGCAAAAGCGAUCGUUUAUUGUGUCGCGAGAAAACUGUCGGUACAGGUUUACGUCAGUUUUCCUUCACUUUUUUCCUAACGUGAUUAACUAAGAAUAAUAUCGAUCGAACGAUAGUGAAGACAAGUGAAAUGUUUUAGUGGCAAAACUGAUUAACCGUACGGUUGGAUUUUGGAUAUCGUGCAAUGAAGUUUCGAGUGGACUACUUUCCAUUUACUAGAAUACAAUUAAUGUUGUAUUUUAAAUAAAUCUCAUUAAUGAGAUUCUCUGGUUUACUUUAGAAUCGAGUGUUUUCGAUAGAAAAUAUCGUUGUCGUACCGCUUUAGUGCCAUCGUCGGAAAAGUGCAUAAGCCAGAAGUAACAUUAUGCGAUCGAUAAUUCGCCGACGAUUUUGAAAUACGCUUCAAUGAUUCGAUCAGGUACUUGUGACUCUGUACAACGUUUCCUUAGUUGUCAGUGAGAUGUUUCAAAAGUGAUUUUUCAGUGUCUUCCAAGACUUAUGCACGACGAAAUAAUAGCAAGUACAAACUAUAUACUUGUUGGUAUGUGUACAAGCGAUGCUAGGAACAGUGUCGUCGUUUUGGACAAAUACAUUUUCGCGUCUUCCAUCCAUACACGGUUGCAACAACGUUGCCAGUAACAUUGCAUUUCGCAUAAAAAAAGAUUUGCAAGCAACAUAUACUUGAAAGAAAAAUGUGCAUUUUAAUAUCGUCAGCGGCCAUUUUGAAUUUAUGAGUACCUCGAACUACGACGAUUAUCAACCUCAUUUUGUAACUCCAAAAUUGGACUUUCUUUGACGCCUUUCGAGACAAUUGUAAAUGCACCAAGAACUGAUUUGGCAUGUCAUUGAAAAAUAAUUAUUAUUUUUUAUUCAGCGAGUGAAAUUCUAAUAAGUGCCACAGAAAGCAUUCCAUUCAUUUUAUUGUAUAUUUUACGUUCUAACGUAUAUACAUCUGCUGUUAUAAUUAUAGCAUGAAUUAAGUAAUUUAAAUAUACUUUCAAUUCUAACCGAAAGUUUAUUUGUUAUCAGAGAAAGGCGGUAAUAUCGCAAAUUUUAUAUUUUUUAUGUUUUAUUAUUUAUGGAAAGGAAACAAGUAAUUCCAAAUGAAUAUAUCAAUAUUAAAACAACGUGCAAGAAGAAUUUUUCAUUCUUUUGUAUUUCUUUCUUUGAUAAAUAUAUGAUUUAAACAUAAAAUAAAUAUUUAUCUAUCAGUUCGUACAGCAAACAUAGUACGUGUUUUGUUAGAACAUAUAUAACGUAUUCUACUAAGCGACAGCUGUAGUUGAAACUGAUAAGUAGAUUUGAAAUAACCUCAACGACGAUAAAACCGUUGAUAUUAAAAUACGAGAAGGAAGUUAUACUUUCAAUAUUUAACGUAAAUCCACAGAAAAUAUAUACGAGUUAAUUGAAAAUAUAUCAGAGCAAUAAAGGAAAAAUUGAAAGACAACAGUUCCCUAAUUGAUCGACGGUCACGACACUGGAUGGUGGACGGUGCCAUUUUUGUCAAUUUCCUAGCGCGCGUGGUACGCGCGUAAAGUCGAGCACAUUGGAAAAGUCAUCAAUUGAAUCUCACAAUCUGAACACAAAUAAUUAUUGUUGUUUAUGCGUGUAUUGUUUUUGAAUCCAAUUAAAAGUGUUGAAUUUGGAAUGGUUAAAUUAAUUAUUUAACCUAAUGUGACAUCGGCAUAGUGUAAAAUGCUUUCAUUCACAUGGACGUGAUAGUUUCAUAAACUAAAUACUGAAAUCAAGAAAAAAAUUUAACUAAUACGACAUGCGAGAAUCUCAAAUUGCCGUCUGUGAUCAAACGAAACGGGUCUUCAGACCUUAACAACACCAAAGAAAAAUGAUGAAACUAUGAGUGCAGUGGACACAACACUGUCAAUUUCGAUCAAAAUGGCCCCAGGGCCAGAACAUCGUCAAGAACCAGUAGCACCUGACAAAGCUGCUGAAAAUAAUAAUAGUGAGACCUCUAAUGAAAGAAAUAAUAUAGAGAAUUCAGUGGUAGGUGUUGAAACUGUUAGUAACCAGGGUACGAAUACAGAAUGUGUUUCGACGAACAUUGACACUAAUUCAGAUUCAACAACUCCAAGUGCACCGGCUUGUAUUACCUCUGACAGUAAACAGGAAGAACCAGCUACUUUGUCUGCAUUAAAUGAAGGUGAAUUACGUGCACUAUUGGAUGAAGCUAUAACUUAUAAAUGUCCCAAAGAUCGUGAAGGAAAAUCAAGCCUUUUUAAAGAACUACUUCAAGAAGCAGAAGCAGAUGAAACCGAAGAAGGUCGUAGGAUAAUAACCAAUUCACGUUGCUUACCUGGGACAAAUCGUAGGAGGCAUAAAAGAGACUCUGUAUCUGAAAGGUUGACACAUGGAGGGUCAUUGCAAAAUUUAGCACAACCUAUUGCUUCAGAGUUUGAUAGUAGUUUUGCUUACUUGUCAUCUGGAUCUAGCCAUACCUACGGAGGAAAUAGAAGAAAGAAUAAAAAAUAUACAGGAUCUAGUGUAUCUGCAAGACAAAGAGAAGGUGGUUCGUUACCUUCGAAUGUUAAUGCAUCACACAGUCUUGCUUCAUUGGCUAAUUUAGACUUAUUAUUUGACAAAAAGAAGGGUUUCUGUGAAGAAAGAGGAGCAUACGAUUGGACUAACAAAGAAAAAUCCAGAUCUUUAGAUAAACCAUCAUAUAGUAGUACAAAAAAGGAAGAAAAGGAAAAAGAUAAAAAGGAUACCAAAAGGGAUUUGUGCGAAAGUGAAGUUGAAGUGCGUGAGAAAAGAGGUAACAAAGGAAAAUACGGGACAAAUGAAAUGCUUGAAUCAGAUAAUCCACCACCAGAGUAUAAAUCAGAUUACAUGGUCAUUGAUUUAGGUGAUGCUGAGGUGGGUACUAUUAGUGAAAGGAAUGUGGGAUCUACUAUAAGUGGGGUUCAGAGACCUCACUCCUUAGAUACGGAAGAUGAUGAAGGAAUUGAAAUGAAAAUUAUUGAACCACGUAGACCUCAAUAUAUAUCGCGCACUCCUUUCGAUAUAGCUCAAACUCCUGUGGAUACUACAAUAGAUUUCUCUCUCCGUGAACAUAGUGGGAAACAAGAUAAAUCAAAAAUAUCUGUUAAUGGUACAGAAGUAACUGGAGCCCUUUCCUUUCAAACUUUCAAUAGUGUGAAAUGUGGUAUUGGUGGAACUGCAAAUAGUUCUAGUGCUAGUCAGGGUAAAGUAAUUCCAAGUUUGUGCUCCAUGAUGUCUGCAUCCUUACAAACACAAAAUAUUACAAUGGAAGGCUCGAGGUAUACAGCGCAUACUACCGGAUCUGGAGAAAAGAAGUCCUUGGAUGAAAAUGGGAAUCCAGUACAAAACUAUAAUGGGGAACGGAAAAAGCCUAGAAGAAAGCACACUCAAGAACCUAAUGUUAUUGUAUACAGUGCUGAAAAUGUUGAAGGACAUCGCAAUGAAGAUAUCGACAGUUUAAUUAAUUUUAUUGAAAAUAAAGAAUCUAAAAGUAAAAAAGGAAAACCAAGUAAUCCGGUAAGAGUAAAAACUAGUUCAGGUGCAAAGCCAAGAAGUAGAGAGAAAGACACUAAAAGGGAACAGUUACCUGCCAAAUUACAGAAGUCUAAUUCCCUCGAAGAAAUAUCUAAGACUAAACUCGAAGACCUCACAACGGAGAAAAGCGUCAGUUCUAGUGGUGCCAGUAGUAUAUCAAGUCAACAUGGCACGAUCAAUGUUGCAUUACGCCGUGCGAAACAAAGAAGCACAGGGGACGCAGCUAUCGAUAGUCGUGGCGAUAGACGAUCUUGGGGAACGGAAGAAGGUCAGUCUAUAUAUUGCAAUGAUACCGGAGAUGAUUAUGCUAGUCGUCGAAACUCCAAUAAAAAAAUCAAUCCAGAGCCUGAACAUGAAACAGAAUUCCUGGUAGUUACGAAAAAGAAGAAAAGUAAAAAACAGAGAAGAAGUUCCAGUGGCAGUAGAGCACAGAAUUUAACAACGUCAGGAUCUUAUCUCCAAAAUUCCAGAGGAUUUUCUAAUGAAUAUAGAACACCACUUUCUCCUGAACUUCGAAGAAAAUCAGCAAGCAGUAUGCCACCAAGUGAUAAAUCAGACAGUAGCGAUUCUGAUUCUGUCCAUUCAUUACCAGUUACAUCAAAUACGUCCAAACAUAAUUUAUCAAAAAUAGCUACCUCAUCGGGCGGAACGCCGCAAGCAAGUUACGCGGACAUAGCUCGUAUGGCAACUAUUAAUAUGACUCACAAUUCAGUGUUAAAUAUGUCUGCAAUAGUUCCAAACAUGUUAAGUACGUCUUCGUGGCCUAGUGUGCCACCCAAAACACCUUCAGAACCAGACAAGAUUCCUCAAGAUUAUUAUCCUAGUUUAGAUGAAUUACAACACUCGGAUAGGAAAACAAGGCAACAUAGCUUCACCCAUUCGAAUCAUCUUUUGAAUCUAAGUUUCGAAAAACCACCAUCACCGACUUUGACGAAAAUGAAAAAUUCAACGGAGAGAAACAAGGCAGAGGCUCAAGAAGAAGCUAUUAAUAAAAAUAUCCAGGUUAUUAAAUAUGUACAAGAUAUUGAAAAAAUGCGUCAAAAUUUAACACAACAAGAACCAAAAGCCGUGAACUGUAAUAAUCAUAUCACAACAUCAAACGAGACUUCAGUAACGAAUGCAGUGCCAUCAAAACUUAAUAAUACUGUAACCAAUUGUAAUCCCGAUUCUGAUAACAACAAUCCUAACUGCAACAGUGUCAAUAAUAAAGACACUGUUAUAAAUGCGAGGUGUAAUAAUCCACGAACACGCAGAGGAGGAGGAAGUUACGUUCAAAAUAAUCAAAAUAUACAAAAUCAAGUAUCACAUGAAGAUCAACAUUUCAAGAAAGUUGGAUAUACUUUUCAUGAUGAAAAUGCAAAAAAAUCACAAAAUACUGAAAAUUCUAAUACGCACUGUGAAAAUAAAAAUAAUCCAGCGAUUGUUUCAAAUGAUGAAGUUGAAUCGCAAAAAGCUAAUACUACAAAUAAUCCGAAAGGAAUGCAAGAACUGCAAAAUAUUGAAUCAGAAGCAAUCAAGUUGACAAAAACCGAAAAAUCAACAAAGAUCUUAAAAGAACAGAAGCAUGAAACGAUUAAAUCGGGAAAUGUAUACUCUGUAAGUUCGAAACAAGAACAACAAGAAGAUUCCGAAUGUAAGAAAACGAAACAACAAAGUUCCACUUCGGAUAAAGAUCAAACACAGAAAGCAGAAUUACAAACAUCCAAUAAACAAAAAACUUCAAGACCUGCAGUUAUAUUACUAGAUGAAACUGCAGCAGAUAUUACCAAGAACAGUGAGUUACCUACGGAACUUAGGUUUGGAUUUGAAAUUAACGAACAACUUUUAUUGUCGGAAGAUUCGACAACCGAAGAGACUUCAAGCGUUAGUUCUGUAUUUCCUUCUGCUCCACCACUCAUAAACAAACCACCUUCUAAUUUCGAUAGAUAUCCUCCAAUAUUUGACAAACACAUGAGAUGUGAUAAAUUUACGCCUAAUUUCAUGCAACCUCCAAAUACGCAUGUAACUCAACAACCUCUGCAUCCAGUGAUGGUACAGCGAUUACCGUGCAUGGGUUAUCCUCCAAGAUUCCCUCCUCCUACGUGUUUGCCACCACCACCCACACCUCCACCAGGAAUAAUGGAAAAGUAUCACCAUCAACCAAAAGAAGAUUUUUCUAUGCUCUAUGUAGCUCCUGAAGAAGAUGUUAAUAUACAAACGUACAAUCAUGAUAAAAUCGUCUCGUUCGUUGGCUUAGCAUGGGACGCUGUUAUGAGGGAAAUGCCAGUAACUGCAAGCGGUCGUAUACAGUUCUACAGUGGUCAGUGAAAUGGGCACUAAGAAAUAUGGGGUAAAUAACAACAAUAAUGUUUUUGUACUGCAAAAUUACCUCUAUUGCAAGUUAUCCGUUAUAAAACUGUAAACAGCCAGAGGAGUCUGCUAACUAUGCAAGACCAAAUAUAUAUCUAAAUACAAGCAAAUUGAUCGAACCUGUAUCAAACAAGUCGCAGAAACUAUCAGUUUCGAUCGCCAAUAAACGUUAUACUAAUUUUUGAGUCAAAUCAUCAGUGAUAAUUCUGUAAAGCCAACUGGCGCAAGGUGUGCCUCUAAAACUAAUGUACAUAAUAAUCAAUCACUGGAAAAAAACAAGACUUAUAAAUUGUGUAUGUUCUGAUUGUACAUACAUUAAUGAGUUGCAAAAUACCUUUGAAAAGGUUAUAACACAAUAUUUAAGUUUCAGUAUUGACAUCUGAUACAAUAUUUGACUGAAAAUUAUAAGUUCGUGAUGCAUAAAACAUAUUUCGCUCUUUCGAAACAUAAACAAUUUUCUUGUAAAAUGUGAAAAUUCAUGUAGUCUUAAAAUGCCUCAUAAUUUUUGAGGGGAAAAAACGACACAAAGUAAAAUGCCUUUCGGAUCAGCUACGAAAGUGUUACAACUUUGAAACAAAAAUAUAAAAACUAUUUAAGGAGUUUAAAAAUUAACUGAAACAAGAUUAUGAUGAAGCAAGUUUAUUCAAAAACUGUAUGUGCUGUGACAUGGUGGUUUAUGCUGAUGCCUUUAAGAAAUAAAAAAUACAUCGUAGACCAUUGUAAUAAAGUUUAAAAAUAGUUGAAAGCAGCCUGUUAUGUUAAUUAUACCAAAUUGAGAUCAUCCGUCGGAAAUAUUGCUAAACUACUAAUAAUUAUUUGAUGUAAUUACGAGCAGAGAUGAUCUUGAAACAACACCUUGAAAACAAGAAUUACUGCAACCAUCAGUGAGUCUUCAAGGAAAACGUUUUCAAGGAAGGUUAAACGUAAAAAUAAUGGUUGCUAGAUUACAUGUACUUUAUUUAAGACGAACCUUUAAAGAAAAGUAAAGAAAGCUAUAAAGAUGUGUGAAGUGUAAUGAAAAAUGGUGAAUGUGUGUUUUUGAACACGUGUAAAAUAUUUAAAAAAAAGUAGUGUGAUUGACUUACAAGUUUAUGGAGUGGUUACUUUUACAGCCGCAAUAGAUAAUAGUUUAAGAAAUUUGAAAGAAGGAAAAGAGAGAGAGAGAACAAUGAAAACUGAUUUUUUUUGCAAUGCUGUGCUCAAGGUCCUGAAUUGGAUAGAGACAGUGAGAAGAGUGCGAAUGUGUCGAAAUGAAAAAAAAACAAAACAAAAAACGCUAAAUUUUUACACAAACUUGCUUAUUUAAUGAAUAAUUAACUAUUAAUUAUUGGUAAUAAUAAUUAUAAUAAACUACUUGCUUGUGAUCAUAAAGUAUGACGGUGUGAAUGCGUAUAGUGCAUGUAAAUAUUCUACUAGCUAAUGUCCAAUUUAGUUUUGAAUACUUGUAUUUUGAAUUCUUUUAAAAUUUUUCAUCGUAUUAUGUUAUCCUCUGAAUAUGAUAAAAAAGAAAGUAAUUAAUACACUUUGUGGUUGUUAUCGAUCUACAGUAAGAAAAAAAAGCUUAUAUGAGUAGUUAAUCAAAAAAAAAAAAAAAAAAGAGAUAAACGGGAAAAAUGGACUUAAUACGAUUCCUUUCACAACGAUUCUAUUCGUUAUGUAGGAAGCCUACCUCCAACAUAUUUUACUUUUUGAUAGAUAAUCAAUAUAACGAAACAUAAUUUUCAAUUCGAAUGCAAGUGUCGCGUAUUUAGAGCCAAAAAUAUAACCAAUUAUUAAAUUGUGUGGAAACUUAUCAUUUUCGAAGAUAAAGAUAAAGCUAAUCAAUUAUUGCAGAUAAGUUUCAUAUAAAAGAAUGGAAGCGUGUUUGUCUGUAUAGAUUAUUAUUAUUAUUAUUAAUUAUUAUUAUUAUUAACAUUAUCAUUAAUCAGAAAUUAAUCGUAAUUAACAAAUUAAAAUUGGCGAUUUUUGUUGUUGUCUUUUUUUUUACCCUCAAAAUUACGCAUGGAAACAGAAAAUAUAAGCUCUGUUAAAAUUUUUCAUUUUGUUCCGCAAUAUAACAGUACAGUACAGCUGGAGGUACAGUUUUCAAGAAUGAGUAAUAAGUUAAAAGUAUUUAACAUAUAUAAAAACCACUAAUGCAUGUUGGAAUAUACUUCAAAGAAAACAUCAUUCAAUGGGUGUUAUCAUUGAUAUGCUUGAUAUACUUUCUUUUUUGAUAGUAUAAUAUACCAAUACUAAAGCAUACGAUAAAGCAUUAUGAUUUAGUUUCACAAUGAAUUUUAGUCGAAUCAUUUUAUCGUCAUCAUCAAUCAUUUUACAGUAUAAAAAUCGAUAUAUCUCAUUUUUUUCUCUCUCAUAAAUGCAGAAAAAUUUCUAGUGCAACGGAUCAGUCACUCCUGAAUGCCUAGAUAAAUCAUUAUAUUCAACUGUACUAUGACCAAUUCAUUUUUAAUCGAAAGACCUAUUACAUUACAUCACAUUAUGAUUAGGUGGUAAUAGUUUUAUCCUUACUUUAAGUGGAUGAUGUUUCUUCGGGGUAUUUCUAUCCGGCGUGCAAGAAACUACUCAAAAGUCAGGUGCUUCAUCGCCUUAAAGUUAGUAGAGUGCAGUAUCAGCCUGUGCCAUUGACCGGUUCAAAUGGCCAAGACUGUUAAGCUUCACAGAGAUUAGCACAGAAGUACUUGAAGAGAAAUAGGACCAUAAAUUGUGUAUGCGUUGCAGAAUGGCAGCUAUGCCGCGAAACGAUAUUAUGUACCGAAUACACGGUUUAACUAAUUGUGUUAUAACGAAUGACAAAAAAGAAAAAGAUAGACGAAGAUGUAUAAAUAUCAACGUGCAAGGUGAUAAUGUAUCAUAUUAUAUUCUUUGUUGAAUUUAUAAGUACCAAAUUAAUAGUGAUCGACGAAACAGGUAAAGUGUAUGAUUCUUCUGUUUUCACUUAUUUAAGCGUUUUAAACAUUAAUGAAAAGGAAAAAAAGCUUGCUUAUUUCGUUCAAUAACAGGCUAAUUGCAUUUAUCCAUGAACUAAUAGCCUGUGCUGUAACGCAAAUAUGUACGUGUUUCGUCUGCGAAAAGGGCACAAAAUCCUAAUUGGACGUAAUGAAGUUCCAAAAUCAAGCGCAUUACUCUUGCACAUCUCGUUCUCAGCCUAUAUUAUAUCAGUGAUAUAGAUUCGGUUGAAACUGUUGAAACGUCGCUAAGAUGUAAAAUUAAUUUAACGAAUGGAAAAAAAGAAAAAAAAAUAACAAAAAAAACACAGAAAUAGUUGAUGUUAUUUCCCGUCUUGAAUUGUUAUGUUCGUAUAAACGCAUGUGUACCAAUUUAUUCUUGUGAAACUGUGCAUGUGAAAAGGAUUUUCCAAUGAUUUUAUUUGUAAGUUUGGUUGCUUCGCCAAGUUUCGACAGUACCGUCUAUGUAAUUCUGCUAGAGCUGUUCUCAUAGGCCGAAACAAUUGUGUGUAUCCAGAAGUAACGUGAUUACAUUACGAUCACGACGAAUAAUCGAAACAUUUUUGGAGAUAUUAUAAUUUCAAGGUAAUCGAUUUCCUUCGACACGAAUGUUGAACUUUCAAAUGCGCUUCCGGUUACAGAAAGUUUCCAGAAAUGUUUAUGUAUUCGUGGGUUACAUCUGCUCGAGAUGAAACUUCAUUAUCAGCGCGGGCAUGUUGAUAGUGUUCAAACAAAUAAAAAGAAGAAGCAGAUAAAGGUUAAUAAUUGAUCGAGAGUAAGAGAGAGAGAGAGAGAGAGAAAGAGACAGCGUGAAAGAGAAAAGAAAAGAAGAGAUCUCAAUGUUAGCCUUGUAUCACUGUACAAUUUGUUAUUCAGUGUAAAGCAGUUUUUCUGUACUGUAUAUACGUAUAUUAAUAACUAUUAUUAAUUACUGCUAAUGAUUACGAUGAAGCUAUUCGAUUAACUAUUAAUUGUACUUGCUGAUUAUCGAUAACGAUUAUACGGAGAAUCACAGAAGCUAUUUGCGAGUGCUUAUGCGUGUAUAAAAGGAAUAAACAGAGAAUAUUUUGCGUGUAUGGUAAAGGCUGUGCUGUCCAGCUGAAACGAAACAAAAGGAAAAAAAAGAACAGCACUGGAGAGAGGAUGUUGUUGCCAACGUUUAAGUAUGUUGCCAAAGGAUUUCCCUUUUGUGGGUAUAAAAACACAGUAUAAAGUAAUAUUCGAGUUCCUUUAUUUUUUUAUGUCUUUCUUUUUCGCGUCGUGGAAUUGGCAAGAUGUCAAUUAAGAAGUACUCAGUGAGAAAAUUAAAAAUUGAUAUUUGAAUACAACACACGUUCUAUAACAGAACAUGUUCUAUAGUGAUGUUUAUAUAUGUAUAUAUAUAAAAUGACAUAUAUAUAUAUCUACAUAUAUAAUUAUAUAUAUUCAAUAUAAUUAUAUAUAUAUAAUUUUCCUUUUUUACAUUAACGCCGUAUUGUAUUAUCUGCCGUUUGCUUAGCGAUUAAUCUAUUUAGAGCAUAGAUAAGCAUUGUGAUAUACGCAUAAAUAAUCAGGUAACUGUUGUUUUCUUUUCUCUUGUCAGCUGAAAAGCCAAAAUACAAAAAAAAACGAUAAAAAAAUCAGUGAAAUAUUUUCGAAUAUUACUUGCAUACUGUAUUUCGCCGAUGAUACGUAUUCAGAUGAUAAAUCGUUUAAAUCUGGCACGAUGAAAGUAAAACGGACUGAGAACGAAGAGAGUAACGAAAGAAACGGAAAUGGAAUUCAUUUUGCGAAUGUAACAGAGAAAAAUUGUCAAAGACGCGUGUCUUGUGUCAUGUUAAGAGAAAGAAUCAGUCGAAAAAGUGGAAUUGAAAAGAGAAAAAGAAAACCCCGAUUUAUUCUCAGGAUGCGUAAAUACAGCGGUCGUUGCUUACUAUUUUGUUAUUAACGAUACUGAGAACUUCAAAUUCAUGCAAAGCUAUCAUGGACCAUGGAUGUAAAGAGUCAUUUGCCAUGGAGUGUAAACGAAGAAAAUAUGCAGUAGAAGUGAGAGCGAGCGCGAGAAAGAGAGUGAUAAAAAGGGAGAAUGCAAAAGAGAAAAAGUGCAGAUGUGCGAGGGAAAGAGAAAAUGAGAAAUAGUGUGUAUUUCAAUAUGCUUCUACACAUGAGAGCGAAAAAAGAAAUAAUGUCCUCCCAAAUAAUUAUUCACACCGAGAGAAAAAAAAAAGAUAACGAGAAAAACGCGUAUAGUGUCGCCAUUUGGCCUUUAUGCUGUUCUAUCUGCGAUUUCAUACAAGCUUUGCGUACGAUACUGUGAUAUAUCUCUAUUUCUUCGUUUUUUUCUUCUUUCUUUUCCUUUUUCUUUUUUUUAUUUUGUUUUCUUCUUCCUUAGUUGCGUGCGUGUAGAUUCACACAGAAAGAGAGAAAUACACAUACAAAUCGUAGAAUUUGAACGUGGAAAUUUCUAUGAGAUAUCCUUCGAUAUACAUAUAUAUAUAUAUAAAUAGAUAUAUGUUGUAUGAAAAAGAAGCGAUCAUGCGAAAUGUGAGAAACAACCAACCACCGUCUCCUGCGUUUAAUUUGUAAACGAUUAAAGCGCUAGUAACGCGGUAUAUUUCAUUCAUAACCGUGAAAGUCUAAAUAUAUCAAAUAAAAAAACGCAAAAAAGAUAAGAAAAUAAUAAAAAAACAUACAUGUAGAUUUCAACAAGUGCAUCGAGAAUACACGAGAGAAAUAUACGUUUCGAUUUAACGAAAAUCAUGGGAUAAGAAAACAACGAGAGUUUUGAGCGUGACUACAUAUUUCUUGCAUGUUGUCUACUUUUUCAUUGAUUCUGUUACGCUUUCUCGUUAUGCUUUCGCGAUGACUCCUCUCAUUUCUCGCACAGCUUUCUAUCUUUCUUUUUUACUUCUUAUACGAUUGUUAUGUAAACUUGCGCUUUUUCCUUGCUUACUUACGAGGAACGCGUAUUCUGUGGUUGUCAGAGGAGGAUCAGAAGUGAAAAUAAGUCCAUAUAUGAUGGAAGAUUGCUGAAUGCAGCAUUGUUAGAGGCAUACGAAUGCACAUACGCGAGUAUAUUUGGAAAAGAAUAACGUUAAAAUAUUAAGCAAGUAUUUUUAAGUAUCGAGGGUUUAAAAAUUAUUUAACUUUAUUUUUCUUCGAACAUCUCGAUGUGUGCAUUACUGACGAUCCUACCUGUAUCACGUCAUUGCGUCACUUUUAUAUAUGUUUGACUAGAGAAUUUCAGAAAUCGACGUUUUUCUCGUCUGGCUCCUAUGAUUAGUUACUUAAUAAAAAUAACAGAAAAAAAAGAAGUGUAAAAAGAAAGGGGAAGGAAGGAGAAGCAAAGCAAUCUCAGAAAUAUUCAACAUUCCUUGGUAUCGUUUUCAGGAGGAAGACUCUUUAACGCCUCCGUUUGAUUUAUAAAAUAUUGAUUUACAAAAAAAAAAAAAAGAAAAGAAAAGAAAAAAUGAAUUUAUUUUCAAGGUUUUUCUCUUGCAAAAGUAAUAAGGAAUUACAAAGAGGAUACUUUAUUUACUAGCCAUUUAUAUCGUAUUCUGCCAGUUUUUAUUUAUUUUGCUAUAUUUGCUUUAUUUUAUUUUAUUCUUUUCUGCUUUAGUUCCCCAAUUUUGAUCGAUCGAAUUUUUCAAUUCGUUUUCGUUUUCAACAGUAUAUAUAUAUAUAUAUUUCUUUUCUUUUUUUCUCUUUUUCACGAUGUCACGCGAUCAAACGUGCACUAUUUAUCUCGAUCUCACCUGAAAUACCGUGCGCUUUUCAAAUUCACUGUGUUACAUGUAGUUUCGUUAUUAUUAUUAUUAUUAUUAUUAUUAUUAUAUUAUAUUAUAUUAUAUUAUUAUUUUCGUUUGUCGAAUGUAAUAAAACUACUUGCGUUUUUACAUUGGUUGCACCCAACAUGCACUGAAUGCAACUUCUUCGGUUCGACGACCUGUCUAAAUACUGUUAUCUUGUUGUAUAUUAUAUUUAAAAGAAAAAAACAAAGAGGAGAGAAAGAAAAUAACGUUCGGAAAUUUGUAUUUAUUGCACUGUGUACGACCAAUGAGUACGAAUUUUCUCUGCCUCCGUUUAAAGAAGGAUUUUCAGCUGUUCUGCGUAAAGGUUCACUGGUAAAUUUUGUUGAUCGUCAUUAAAAUGUUAUAUAUAAAUAUAUAUAUAUGUACAUAUACAUACAAGAAUCUGCAUAUAUACACACACACACACACAACCACACAUAUAUAUAUACAUACAUACAUACGAGUAUUAGCGUGUAGAAGAACGUUUCUAUCAUUUGUACGACAAACGAUUAUUAUCAUUGUCAUUAUUAUUAUUAUUACUAUUAUUAUUAUUAUUAUUAUUAUUACUACUACUACGAAAAAUAAUCUGAUAAUAGUUGAUUUUUUCAAGUUCUCGCGCGCAUUUCAUCGAAAUUCCAAAAUAACACUCGGAUAUUAUUUUACCGGGAGACAAGGAAAAAUCAGAAGAUCCGCGGAUCGUCUGGAAACAGAACUAUUUUUCUAGUUACUACACACGUAGAAAUACUGAUCUUACGAAUUAAGCAUUAUUUAUUUUGUAAAACGAAAUAGCGUAGACGGAAGCACAGUGUUUCCUAACGAAAUUAUAUAUCGAUUACGUCUGUCGAGCAAUGUCAACGUUACUUCUUUGUUUUCUUUCUUUUUGCUAAAAUAGCGACAAUAAAGGAUAUCGUUAGAGAAAAGAAAGCAAAUUCCGACGAACGAACAUAUAGCAGGGGUAAAAGAAGAAAGGAGGAAGGAAGAGAAGAAGAAGAAGAAGAAAGAGCACAAUCGCGAAAUCGAUUCUUUUCAAUGUUGAUUGAUAAUAAAUGUAAAAUAAAAGCGUGCUGCGAAACUUGAAGGAAGACAAAAAACAAGUGAGACCGCUUGUAAAGUUUUUAGAUAAACAAGAAUUUUUCCCUUUUCUUUCUUUUGUAGAAAAAUAUGUUCUCGUAGGGAUUCAGUAUUGGAAAAA
Messenger RNA from Bombus impatiens (common eastern bumble bee), 13827 nucleotides. RefSeq names its product probable serine/threonine-protein kinase DDB_G0282963 (gene tyf). The transcript has 9 exons. NCBI's taxonomy places the organism in Eukaryota, Metazoa, Arthropoda, Insecta, Hymenoptera, Apidae. The record is from RefSeq and is a predicted model, not a curated record. The coding region runs from base 1892 to 5875 and encodes 1327 amino acids.